Molecule: messenger RNA, 329 nt
Organism: Staurois parvus
Lineage: Eukaryota; Metazoa; Chordata; Amphibia; Anura; Ranidae
Source: the annotation of a GenBank genome assembly
CUGUUUUCUGAAAGCUCAGACAAACUUUUUAAAUUCUGGACUGUGAACAGCUGUAGAACAGAGAAGACUGCAGAUAAACAGGUACAACAUAUAGAAGAGGAUUUGUUUAGCCUCUGUGUAUCACCUGAAGCUAGUCACUUUAUAUCAUGAGCAGGGGAGGACUGACCAUUUGGAAACUUGGGCACUGCCCGGGGGCGUGGGGUCAGUACGGGGCCCCAUGAGAUGCCCCUGGUAACUUUUUCAUAGGCUUUUUUGAGUUUGGGCAAGGACACAGGGGCCCCAUGAUCCCCUAUUGCCCGGGGGCCCCAUGAGUUGUCAGUCCGCCCCUG